Messenger RNA from Dictyostelium discoideum AX4, 135 nucleotides. RefSeq lists its product as hypothetical. The transcript has a single exon. Lineage: Eukaryota; Evosea; Eumycetozoa; Dictyosteliales; Dictyosteliaceae. Bases 1 to 135 code for a protein of 44 amino acids. The record is from RefSeq and is a predicted model, not a curated record.
AUGUUUGCAUCACCAUUAGAGAAAAUGGCAAUUGUAAUUCAAUCUAAAAAUAGUGAUGGAAUGAUUAUCAUUUUACUUUUAAAUGAUAUUUAUAUUUAUUUACCAAUCCUUCAAUUUUAUCAUUUGUUCAAUUAA